Messenger RNA from Effrenium voratum, 622 nucleotides. The record is from the annotation of a GenBank genome assembly. Lineage: Eukaryota; Dinophyceae; Suessiales; Symbiodiniaceae.
AGCCUUGGCUCCGGUUUGGGGUAAGCUGAAGAUCAGUUCGCAUUCAGAGAGACCAUGGGCCUCUCGGGAUCGCAUUUGCACUUCAACCGCUUCAAGGAUGUGAGCCCCUGGACCACUGAGGUCAUUGUGGUCAAUAACAUGCAGACCCCGGCGCUGAUUCUGGAGGCAACCCAGCACCACAAGCCCUCUCCAGACUCCGUGAUAGAGCACUAUGUGCCGCCUGGGGAGCACGCGAUCAUGUCUGGGUGGCUCCAGGAACCCCGGGCCACACUCUACAUCCGCACAGGCCUGCACUCGGCGAAGGAGCUCAAAGUCCCCAACUUUGGGCGCAUCGUCAUCAGCAACGAUCCACACGGUCUUCGCGUGGAGACAUGCGAUGAGGACUUGAGCGUGGCGGAGAUGCCCGCCGAGGUGGCGGAGACCUUGGCGGGCAGCGACACGGUGCCCAUGAUGUUGCGCAAGGAGAGCUUCAAGGACUCCUCCAAAACCAUCCGCCUUCCGAAGCUCUCCAUGGCAGGAGCGUGAGAGAGAGACUCGGGCCAAUUCGCAAGCGGCGCUGGGUUGAACACUGGCACCCCAGGGCCCCAUUUGCAACAUGGGUCAGGGGCUUCAGGUGAUCCCA